Messenger RNA from Leptinotarsa decemlineata (Colorado potato beetle), 2333 nucleotides. RefSeq names its product ARF GTPase-activating protein GIT1 (gene Git). Gene Ontology annotation, biological process: regulation of G protein-coupled receptor signaling pathway; brain development; synaptic vesicle recycling. Gene Ontology annotation, cellular component: synapse. NCBI's taxonomy places the organism in Eukaryota, Metazoa, Arthropoda, Insecta, Coleoptera, Chrysomelidae. Gene Ontology annotation, molecular function: small GTPase binding; GTPase activator activity. The record is from RefSeq and is a predicted model, not a curated record.
ACGGACAGCUGACAGUGACGGCUGAAAUCUGACAUUUGAAAUGGCGUGAAGUGUAUUUUGUUGUGUUGAUAUUUUUGUUUUAUUCAAUUUAUUAUUUUAUUUCGUUUUCUAACUGUUUGUUAUUUAUCUGUAAUUUCUUAAAAUGUCUCGUGCCAAAUCUAGGCAGAAUAUCGAAGUGUGUGGUGAUUGUGGAGCUGCGGAUGCUACAUGGGCCUCCGUGAAUAAGGGCAUCUUAUUAUGCACCCAAUGCUGCAGUAUACAUCGAAGUUUAGGAAGGCACAUCUCCCAGGUCAAGUCACUGCUGAAAAGUAAAUGGCAUCCUAAUCAGUUGAACAUGGUAUAUUCAUUGAAUAACAACGGAGCAAAUAAUAUAUGGGAACAUACUCUGUUAGAGAACGGGUCGAAAUUAAUGAAAAAGAAACCCAAUGCUAAAGAUCCUUUAAGUGUCAAGAGGGAAUAUAUAAAAGCCAAACACCAGCAGUGUGCUUUUGCCUUCAAGGAAAACUAUGAAGACGGUCUCCUCAGUGUUGAAAAUGAAUUGGGCAAGCAGCUGCAUGCUAGCGUUAGGACUCCUAAUCUGGAAACCUCCUUUCGACUCUUAGCCUUGGGAGCAGACCCUAAUUAUUUUCAUGACGAGAAGGGAUCUACUCCUCUUCAUGUCGCCACCAAGUCUGAUCAGAAAUUGCAGGUCGAGCUGCUGCUGGUUUACGGCGCCGACCCUUCCUGUCCCGAUAAUCAAGGAAAAACUCCCAUCGAUUAUGCAAAAUAUCUUGCCGAUAAAGAUUUGGUCAGUCGAUUGAUAGAUAACCAGUACGAAGUGACAGACACUUUCAGCUAUUAUUUGGCCCUCCGUAAACCAGAUCACAGCAACGAUAUUCAUUUUUUCAUACCCCAGACGGGAUUCAAGUCGAAUUCGGUGUCGUUAGCUAAGCUUCAAAAGCUUAAUAAUAAUGUGUUUGAAGAGCUUGCCAUGGAUGUGUUCGAUGAAGUUGACAGGAGAGAAACUGAGGCCACUUGGCUCAGUUGUGCAGACACUACGGACCUGAAUGACGUACCUUUCCUGCCGGUAGACCAAACUUUAUCGACGACAAGAAACCAAGGAAGACAGAAAUUAGCCAGGUUCACUACUCCCGAGUUGAAAAGCUUGGUUUACGACAUCCUGGUGGAUACUCAGAGGAGGCAGAUGGUAUCAGACAAAGGUGUCCUGCAACCCAGAGAGACCUCUACCAUAGAUGACGAUCCCUUGUAUGAUUCGGUUCCAUCAGAUGACGACGACUAUGCCAUGGUUCCCGAAGACGAGACCUCAGAGUCUCCCAAGUCGGAAAAACCGUCGGCGAACAACAAAGAUAGUGUAGUGUCUUUAGACAGUAUCAGCAAAACUAAUGUCAUUCUGGAGCAGUUAACGAAGCAAUUGAAAAACUCGGACAACACCAUCACAGAUUUGCGAGCGGAGGUCAUCAAGUUGAGGCAGUGCGUAAAGGCUCUGCAGACGGAAAAUUUGGAACUCAAGGGACGAUUGUCGCAGAGCAAAACAACGACAAGAUUGAAUGGCGAUAACGGAUUCGAUUCGUUGGAAUUCAUUUCAGAGAAUCAGGCUGGGAAUAUGGACUCAUUGACAAACGGACUGAUACUGGACGAAUUGGAUUUCAAGCAAAACAAGAGGAUACAAAGGCCUUCCAGUAUGUACGAAACUAGAGAAGGACUAGGGAAAGUGCCGCAUUGGCAUGCCAUGAAAAAUCAGGCAAAACAAAGCGAGUCUGGAAGGAACGUAACUCAAAGCCUGUACAGCAUGUCCCAGAACAGGGAGACCAUCCUUCAAUGUACCGAGCAAAUAACCAGGACGAUUCAACAGUUGUGCAGGAGUAUCCAAGAGCCGGACAAAGAAGAAUGCGCAGCUAGCGCAGAGAAAGUAAAGUCGUCCAUCGUGAAGUUGGCCUCCUUUUUGCCGAAAGAGACUGAAAGCGAGAGGAUGAAACUGAUGCUGGAGCUGGUUUCUAGGCUCCAACCGGAAUGUUUAGCGCUUCAAGUGUCGCAGCAGAACGGCGACAUGAAAUCGACGGAAGUUCAUUUUGGAAACGUCAGGGAUAUAGCGUUUCACCUUGCCAAGUUCACGAAGGACAUCGUAACGAAGUACUCCUUGAGCCAAUAGCCGUCCUUGUAGGGGGGUUUCUGCCGAUCUUCAUAUUCCAAGUUGACCUUUUUUUAAUGUUACGAAAACACGGGAUCAAGCUUAGUUUUAACCUAGGUUGAACAAGAUCGAAUUCUUCGUUGUUCGGGAGUGAUUUUAGAAUUGUUUAUUUUGUAGAAAAUCGAUAAAACUCUGUUGCGGCUUA